Molecule: messenger RNA, 684 nt
Organism: Kuraishia capsulata CBS 1993
Lineage: Eukaryota; Fungi; Ascomycota; Pichiomycetes; Pichiales; Pichiaceae
Exons: 1
Coding region: 1-684 (227 amino acids)
Source: RefSeq, a predicted model, not a curated record
AUGGGUAUCUUCGAUCAAGUUAAGGACAAGCUCUCCGACGAGCAAUUCAGAGGUGAUCUCACCGACAAGGCCAAGAGUGCCUACAACAGCUACAAGAACAAGAACAGUGGUAGCAAUGACAAUGACGAUUCCUACGGAUCUAACAACAACGAUUCGUAUGGUUCUUCUGGCAGAGACAACAACGACUCCUAUGGCUCUAGCAACAAGAACGACUCUUAUGGCUCUUCCAACAACGAUUCGUAUGGGUCUUCUGGCAGAGAUAACCAGGACUCCUACGGUUCUUCUGGAAGAAACCAGGACUCAUACGGUUCCGGUAACAACGACUCCUACGGUUCCUCCAACAACGACUCUUACGGCUCUUCCGGCAGAGGCAACCAGGAUUCUUACGGUUCCUCCAACAAUGACUCUUACGGUUCCUCCGGCAGAGGAAACCAGGAUUCUUACGGUUCCGGUAACAACGACUCCUACGGUUCCUCCAACAACGACUCUUACGGCUCUUCCGGCAGAGGCAACCAGGAUUCUUACGGUUCUAGCAAUAAUGAUUCGUAUGGCUCUUCUGGCAGAGACAACAACGACUCUUAUGGUUCGUCUGGCAGAGAUAACCAGGGAUCGUACGGAGACUCCAACGAUUCCUACGGCAACCAGGGCGGCCGUGGUGGCGACUACCAAUCGAACGACUAUUAG